AACCUAUACUGAAUGAAUAACAAAAGUGUUACUUCGUUUUAUGUAAAUGAUAUAUAGCCUCGUGUUCACAGUGUCCUUCUAAUGUUUCUAUUGUCUAAAGUUGAAAGUAUUAUUAAUUGUAUCGUGUUUAUUUAAACGAGGAAAUACUUUCAGUGCCAUUAUAAUUUAUCAGUUAAUAUACUUAUAGUUUUGAAGUGGAAGUACCCUGAAAUACAGAAUUAAAUAAAAACCCAGUAGAAGGGUUUUCAGCAGGCCUCAUAGAUGACAAUGACAUAUAUCAGUGGGAAGUACUCAUUAUUGGUCCACCAGAUACAUUAUAUGAAGGUGGAUUCUUCAAAGCACACUUAGAAUUUCCAAAAGAGUAUCCACUUAGGCCACCCAGAAUGAAAUUUAUAACAGAAAUAUGGCAUCCAAACAUCGAGAAGAAUGGUAAUGUUUGCAUAUCGAUUUUACACGAACCUGGAGAUGAUAAGUGGGGCUAUGAAAAAGCUUCAGAACGGUGGUUACCAGUUCACACAGUUGAGACUAUUCUCAUAAGUGUUAUUAGCAUGCUUGCAGAUCCUAAUGAUGAAAGUCCUGCUAAUGUGGAUGCUGCCAAAGAAUGGAGGGAAAGUUAUACAGAAUUCAAGAGAAAGGUGGCGAGGUGUGUCAGAAAAAGCCAAGAAGAGUGUUUGUAGGAGAUGAACAAAUAUUCAAAUGGAAAGACUUAUUUAAUUCUGGGAAGCCGUAAGCACUGUAAGAAAGAAACCGAUGCUCAGCAUUAAGCUAAAUGAAUCUCAGUGCCACUAAAAACGGAUAAAGCCUGACCCAUCCUUAUACAAAGUGAGGGAGAGAGAGCAUGUGUGAAAAUAGAAGAUAAGUUCACACACCUCUAUCAAGUUUAUACCACCGCCACUGACGUACCAUCCAUUGAUACGAAGAACAUAAAGGAAAUACAUGCAGCUCACCUUUUACAUAAUAAUAAACAGCUAAAAAACUAAUUUACACAUAUACAUGAAGCAGAAAAUUAUCUGUACGAUUAUUACCUUAAUAUUGAUAGUUAUAAACUUAACUUCCCUGUCCCUCCUGCUCAAGAGCUAGCCCAACCCUUUACACCUAAAAGUCUCGUAAUUUAAAAUGUUUAUGUUUUUAUCAUCAUUGAAUAAUAAUUCCCUAGUGUCGUUUCGUAUUUUCUUACUUUCGUAAAUAUAUAUAAAUAAAUUUUUGUAAAGUCAAAUACACGGAACAUAUGCUACAAUCGUUAAUGUAAUGCCAGUAAAAAUGGAAACGAAAUAUAUGUGAAUCAACAGUGACAUUGAGCAAACAUUAUGUCGAUUAUGCUGUACUUAAUUGCAGCUAUGUAAAGAUAAUGUGAAAUUUGAACCGUAAGUUGCCAAAAUAACAAAUUCUAAUUAAUGUAAUAAUGCUAAUAAUGAUAUUAGAAAUAUACCAUUAAUUACAGCUACUAAA
Nomia melanderi (Alkali bee) is the source of this 1449-nucleotide messenger RNA. It is a transcript of the gene Ube2g1, whose product is annotated as ubiquitin-conjugating enzyme E2G 1. The record is from RefSeq and is a predicted model, not a curated record. Lineage: Eukaryota; Metazoa; Arthropoda; Insecta; Hymenoptera; Halictidae.